Messenger RNA from Annulohypoxylon truncatum, 4529 nucleotides. RefSeq names its product SNF2 family N-terminal domain-containing protein. Gene Ontology annotation, cellular component: nucleus. Gene Ontology annotation, molecular function: ATP-dependent chromatin remodeler activity; DNA binding; ATP binding. Lineage: Eukaryota; Fungi; Ascomycota; Sordariomycetes; Xylariales; Hypoxylaceae. The coding region runs from base 318 to 3971 and encodes 1217 amino acids. The record is from RefSeq and is a predicted model, not a curated record. The transcript has 2 exons.
GAAAAAAAAGGGAAAAAAGAAUUUAGCACGUAACCUGCUAUCCUCUACACAUCUUUCACCAACUUAUUCGACCGACAGCCUUCACUGUUUCGCUCUAGCCGAAAAGACCUACUCGAUUGUCUUUUCUCUAGAUACCUUUCCCUCUCGAAGUCACUCUUUGCUUUUUGAAUGUAGCCAUCGGGAUCAAAUUUUACGUACGAUAACGAAUCCUCUCCCUUUCUGGGUAUCAAGUUGAAGCUGUCAAGCUGUCCCUUGAGAUUCUUGACCUUUAUUAUCUAUCAUCUUCAACCCGGCUUUUAAUCAGUAAUUCCUUAAUAAUGGGACGGACCACUUCGCCGUUCCCAGGUAGAGGCUCUACCUCAAUUCCCGGCACUCCGGGGUUGAGUCGUAAUAACCAACCCAAUGGUCAAACACAGACCUCUAAGGCUGCGUAUAUCGAGAUAGAGGAUGAUGAAGUCGAUGAGCUUGUGGAUGGCAGUGUUCCAUGUUCUUCUCCCUACUUUACCCAACCGACGCAAGUAGUUAACAGAGCAACUCAGCCUACCCAAAUCGUGAACCGGACUACACUAAGAGAGCCAUCUUCGCCUCUGGUGCCGGGCACACCAAGCACGGCCGUUGAAGUUCCUGCUUCAUCGCCAUUCCAGCCGAAGAGCCAGGCGAAGCCUUCGCCCGUCGUGGAUAAGAAGCUUGGUGUAGCUAGUAGAGUCGGGUCACUAAUGGCUCCGGCGGGUACUGCGUUUAGACCACCUACGAUGCAGAGAGCGUCACACGUAGCUAAAAGCUCUAGUGGCAGGAAAGGCUACUUAGAAAUCUCCGACGAUGAACUGUCGGAAGACUAUAGGAAGCAUGACAGUUCCGAUGAUGACGCGCCUGUCAGGGGAGACAUACGGCCUUCUUCUUUUGUAAAGAAGGAGAACAGCUUGCUCUCAUUGUCAAAUUCCGGAGCUAAAUACAUGGAGAAGAUGGAUAUCUCCCUUAAAGAUAUCCGUGAUGUUAGGUUGCGCCACUUGACCAGCCAAGUCUACAAAAUUGUCCAGAAAGCCGUACCUAGAAUUACGGUCCGAGCUUGCAAGGAGGCGUUGCAGAAGGAUGUCAGUUGGCAGGUUUCCAAAGCUGUCGACUUACUUACGGGAAGGCCUACCAAAACUCUAUCGUUGUCAAGUACAUCAGGUGCCGGCACUAACGGCACGACUGAUGGUGCUAAAAUAUCUACAGCCGUCGCGAGUAGAAAAGCUGCCCCUCCACCAAAUACGAUGCACACUUUCUUGAAAAAAAAUCCACCCACUUCGACUUCAAGUAACCCAUCUUCUCAAACUUCGCAACAAUCUUCUCGUACACAAAAUUCUUCAAACUCUUCAAACUCCUCCAAUCUUUCUAAUUCAAUUCAUUCAACAAUUAGUAAAGAUAGUCUACCUCGUCGACGGCUGGUGCAAGGUAGAAAAAAAUCAGCAACACCAUCCGCAGUAUUUUCUGCACCCUCAUCCCCCACAUCAUCCUUAACAAGUCUUACAGAAUCAAGAGACCCAUCCCCCUCAAUUGGCUCCACAAUGGGUCAUAUAGACACCAACACUCAGCUCGAUCCCGAGCCUGAUGAAGUCCCUCGUCCUCGCCGACGGCUCGUACGCGGUCGUCGUGAACCAUCACCUCCCCUAGUCACCAUCUUGUCUGACUCUGAACAAGACUCACCACCCCCUAGCAAGAAGAGAAGGCUUUUAUCCUGCAAAGACAUUAAAUCCACUUCCAAGCCAGUUGAGUCUAAGAAGCGCAAAGCGAAGGAACAACUCGAACGUGAAGUCGAGCCUGAGCCCCAACCUGAACCCCAACCUGAACCCCAACCUGAACCCGAGUCCGUAUCCGACCAGGACAAUGAAGACGGUUACCAAGACGCCGACUUCGCAGAACCAAGCGUGCAAGAGGCCAAUGUUCUUGAUUACUUGAAUACCUGUACAACUGAGACGCUUAGUAACAUGAUCGGAUCCGGACCGAAUGCUAGGGCUAUGGUGGCGGCGCGACCUUUCAAAACAAUCGCAGAUGCUCGAAAUGUCUCACGACUAGACAAGGGCAAGUCAAAGAAGAAGAGUAGGACAGUCGCAAUUGGUGAAGACAUUGUUGAGAAGUUAACCUCUUGGAUGGAAGCUUGUGAAGCUGCCACCGCUGUGAUCAAUGAAUGCGACAAGAGAGGCGCGGACAUCAACUUAUCCAUGUCCAAGUGGUCCCUCGACAAGAAUGGACUACCUCGCACCGAUUCGGAGGAUCUCGAGGACCUUCCUAUCAAGAGCAAGCCGGAUCUGAUGAGCGAUUCUAUUAAGCUCAAGUCGUACCAGCUCUUAGGAUUGAACUGGAUGGAAUUAUUACGUUCCAAAGGUUACAGCGGAAUACUGGCAGACGACAUGGGUCUCGGUAAGACCUGUCAAGUGAUUGCUUUUAUCGCCCACUUGGUCAACAUGGAGCAGAAGGAGGGCGCUAGAGUCCCUUGGCCGAAUCUGAUCGUGGUGCCUCCCAGCACUUACGAAAACUGGAUCUCGGAAUUUGAGAAGUUCGCUCCGGAGGUUCAACUCAUCACUUACUCAGGCAAGAGUCGACGGGAUAUUCUCCCACGAGACGCUCGAAACUUCCACGUUAUUCUUACUACGUAUCCCCAGAUCGAACGUCAGGAAGAGGACUUAAAAUUCCUCCGCAAGGCUAAUCUCUACGCUGCCAUUUUCGACGAGGGCCACAAAUUGAAGAAUUCCAUAACGCAAAUUUACAAACAGGUGUUGCAAAUACCCAGCGAGUGGCGACUCAUCCUUAGCGGCACACCCGUGCAGAAUAACUUGGGGGAGCUCUUGACGGUUCUACGACUCCUAGAGCCUACCUUGUUCGAAGGGGCGUCUUUCGAGACCCUAAAUACCAUCUUCGAAACCAAGGUCGCUAGCAAAGAUGUUCUGAACUUUGCAGCAUUGGCGUCUGAGCGUGUCGAUCGCGCGCGUGCCGUCAUGGCCCCUUUCAUCCUUCGACGACACAAGGAAGACGUCAUCGACCUUCCUAAGAAGAUAGAACGGCUCGAGCUCGUAGGGAUGCACGAUACCCAGAAGAAUAUCUACGAUUCCAUCAAGGGUAAAUAUCUCCUACCGAACGGCGUCAAGUCUAAGGGGUCACACCCUUGGAUGCAGCUUCGAAAAGCCGCAAUUCAUCACCAACUAUUCCGACACCAUUUUACCGAUCGCAAGGUCGAGAAGAUGGUAGACAUCCUAUGGAAGAAGUGUUCGGAAGAUGAAUUAGGUGUUCAGACCAAGGAGCCUCGUCAUAAGGCCCGUCUCCUGGAGGAAUUGAUGGACAAGUCUGAUUUCCAGCUCCAUCUUUGGUGUAAGGAUUUUGAGCAGUACAUUGGUCAUUUAGAUAUUCCGGACCGCUCUUGGGAAGACAGCCCGAAGGUCCAGAAGCUUCUUGAAUUGGUACGUGGCUACAUGAAGACAGGUGAUCGUGUCCUGGUCUUCAGCCGUUUUGAGAUGGUGAUAGACAUCCUUCGGGAGACCUUACACCAUGCCGGUAUUAAAUAUUGUUGUCUGACGGGUGCCACGGACACGGCCGCCCGAUUCCCCGAGUGUCAGGAAUUUACCAACAACCUCGACAUUCCUGUCUUCUUGUUGACCACCGGAGCUGGUGGUACUGGUCUCAACUUGACCGCCGCCAACAAGAUUAUCCUCUUCGACCAGUCCGACAACCCACAAGACGACGUACAGGCGUCGAACCGAGCGCACAGGAUCGGACAGACCCGAGACGUCGAAGUGAUCCGGCUGAUCACGGAGAAGACAGUCGAACGACUGAUCUACAAUUCGUGCGUGAAGAAGCUGGUCUUAGCCGCCCGCGUCGAGCGAGAAUUUGGCGUGCCGGACGAGGACGAGGAGUCCGUCGAGGAGCAGUGCAAGAAGCUUAUGCUUUUGGGCGAGGACGACCUAGUUGAGGAGCUUCCUGCGAGCCAGCAAGUCUAAUCCGUGCUGCGCGCCGGACGUAUAUCGAGCGGCAGAUUACCCUUCGUGGGCCCUCCGCCAAGACGUAUACGGGACUAUAUUGAUACGAUACUUGUACCUUGAUACCUCACAUCGACACUCCUGCUUGCACUUUCGUCUGGUAUCUACCCAUGUAUACCACUUUUAUAAGCCCAUACUUCUCUCUUGAACCGCCCUCCAACUUUUGAUCCGACACAUAUCGGCACCAAUUAUAUACAUGCUUGUUCGAGCCAUGUACUUCCCGUCUCAACGAAGAGACCCAUCGACUUUCUCAUCACAGAACCGAACGAACCGAAUGCCAUCUCAGCAUAUACCCACCCGACUUUCAACGUUUUCUGUUUCCAGUCCUUGCAAUUCUACUAGACAAACUGCUGAGCAAUCAUCAGCAAACGCAUCAGCAUAGGUGAAAACGGGGGCGCAUAGCAUGGAUCAGUCCCUUAUUCGGAAGAAAAAAGGGGGACAUAUUUGGCAUUGACAUGGCAUGGCAUUGGGCACUGGCAGGCAUUUGCAUUUUCUCACAGCGAGCUUUUAAAUUCAUUA